Messenger RNA from Nematolebias whitei (Rio pearlfish), 1749 nucleotides. Its product is annotated as poly(U)-binding-splicing factor PUF60. Gene Ontology annotation, cellular component: precatalytic spliceosome; catalytic step 2 spliceosome. Gene Ontology annotation, biological process: alternative mRNA splicing, via spliceosome; regulation of alternative mRNA splicing, via spliceosome; mRNA splice site recognition. The record is from RefSeq and is a predicted model, not a curated record. Gene Ontology annotation, molecular function: RNA binding. Lineage: Eukaryota; Metazoa; Chordata; Actinopteri; Cyprinodontiformes; Rivulidae.
UCUGUUGAAGGUGUGCUUCAUGGCGGUUACGGGGACUGCGGGAGGUGAAGCUCUGACGAUGGAGAAUGGACAGGGCACAGGCUCCAAGCUUGGCCUACCGCCUCUUACCCCCGAGCAGCAGGAGGCACUUCAGAGGGCAAAGAAGUAUGCCAUGGAACAAAGCAUUAAGAGUGUGUUGGUGAAGCAGACCAUCGCCCAUCAGCAGCAGCAGCUCACCAACCUGCAGAUGGCAGCAGUGACAAUGGGCUUUGGAGAUCCUCUCUCACCUUUACAAUCGGUGGCAGCUCAGCGGCAACGUGCGCUGGCGAUCAUGUGUCGGGUGUAUGUGGGCUCCAUCUACUAUGAGCUGGGUGAGGACACCAUCAGACAGGCCUUUGCCCCCUUCGGCCCAAUUAAGAGCAUUGACAUGUCAUGGGACUCGGUUACAAUGAAACACAAGGGCUUUGCCUUUGUGGAGUAUGAUGUGCCAGAAGCUGCCCAGCUGGCUCUGGAACAGAUGAACUCCGUCAUGUUGGGGGGACGAAACAUUAACAUCGGUCAGGCGCAACCCAUCAUCGACCAGCUGGCAGAGGAGGCUCGCGCCUAUAACCGGAUCUACGUGGCAUCGGUCCACCCUGACCUGUCAGAUGAUGACAUCAAGAGUGUGUUUGAGGCAUUCGGCAGGAUCAAGUCUUGCACGUUAGCCAGAGACCCCACAUCUGGGCGACACAGAGGCUUUGGCUUCAUUGAGUAUGAAAAGCCUCAAUCAGCUCUGGAUGCUGUGUCCUCAAUGAACCUCUUUGACCUGGGUGGUCAAUAUUUAAGAGUUGGCAAAGCAGUGACCCCACCUAUACCUUUACUGACCCCCACAACCCCAGGUGGCCUGCCACCAGCUGCAGCUGUGGCUGCGGCGGCAGCUACCGCUAAGAUAACGGCCCAGGCAAGUAUGAAUCCCUUCCAAAGGGAUUUAGUGGCCUUCCAGGAGGCUGUAGCUGGCGCAUCAGUCUUAGGGGCGUUGGCUGCGCCACAACUUCUCAGUCAGCAGAUGGGAUUACCGCAAGCCGUAAUGGCUGCCCAGGCACCAGGUGUAAUCACAGGUGUGACCCCAGUGCGUCCUCCCAUACCUGUCAUCCCCCAAGUUGGUCUAGUAAACCCGGUGCUCGCGUCACCACCAGUCCUGUCUAACCAAAGUGGUGGCGCCAACCAACUAGAAAAGAAGGAAGAGAAAGAGGAGACCCUUCAGGAUGGUACAGGGCAGGAGAUGCUAAGCGACCAGGAGCACAUGAGCAUUUCGGGCAGCAGUGCCAGACAUAUGGUGAUGCAGAAGUUACUAAGAAAGUCAGAGUCCACAGUUAUGGUACUUCGGAACAUGGUUGGACCAGAGGACAUUGACGACGACCUGGAGGGCGAGGUGACGGAGGAGUGUGGGAAGUUUGGCACUGUCAACCGAGUCAUCAUAUACCAAGAGAAGCAAGGAGAGGAAGAAGAUGCAGAUAUCAUAGUCAAAAUCUUUGUAGAGUUUUCUGCAGCCUCGGAGAUGAACAAAGCGAUCCAGGCCCUCAAUGACCGCUGGUUCGGAGGUCGUAAAGUUGUUGCAGAAGUUUAUGACCAAGACCGUUUUAACAGCAGUGACCUCUCAGCGUAGAGGUCUGAAGUGAUUUCCCAACAACUGUCACCGAGUCAUUUCAGUCAUCGUCACUGCAGCUAAAGACACAGGCCUCUGAAACUUGUAAUUAUGUUUUUAUUGUCACCUUUUUCUUUUUUAAUUAC